Molecule: messenger RNA, 3304 nt
Organism: Nelumbo nucifera (sacred lotus)
Lineage: Eukaryota; Viridiplantae; Streptophyta; Magnoliopsida; Proteales; Nelumbonaceae
Product: leucine-rich repeat transmembrane protein kinase family protein
Biological process (GO): protein phosphorylation
Molecular function (GO): protein kinase activity; ATP binding; protein binding
Source: RefSeq, a predicted model, not a curated record
AAGAAGCGUUUGUAAGUCAGUCAGUCAACUCUUUAGGGUCCAGUCAACGACACCCAUUCUCCGUUUUUUUGCAGUUUUCCACAAGCUCACAGUAUCCAACAAACGCCACAAAAUUCCUUCUCUCUGGUUUCCCUCCUUCCUCCUCCCCUGCUCUGCUCUGCUAUUCUCUUCUUCUCUACAAAGGAUGAGGUAGAGCUCAGCAAACUACGUUUGGACUCCGAAACUUGAAUCUGGAAAACAAAAUCAAGCACAUCUGAGCAAGUGAUUGACCUGCUAAGAUGAGCAGGUAUGUUCGUGGGUCUUCUCUUCUCCUUUUCUUUUUCUCUUACUUGCCUGUGGUGUUGUCUCUACUCCCUCAAAACCAGAUGAAAAUCAUGGCCAAUCUCAACAACACUCUUUUUAAGGAAGCAAACCCAAAUCCUUGUUCAUGGCAACGAGUCACUUGCGACAAGAACAAUAGCACCGUAAUCAGUAUUUCGCUCUCUGGUUUGGGUCUCUCUACUUCUGAUAUUCUGAAUAGUACAUGUCAGAUUGAUUCACUACAGUCUCUUGAUGUUUCCAGCAAUUCUCUAAGCUCUAUCCCUGAAGAGUUUCUCAAAAAUUGUGGAAAGCUUAAUGGCUUAAGGGCCUUGAACUUCAGCCAUAAUUUGUUGUCUGAUGUUUUGCCUACCUUUGUUGGUUUUGCUGGGUUGCAGUCCUUGGAUUUGUCCUAUAAUUCAUUGCGCGGAAGUAUUAGUUCUCAACUAGAAAGGUUGGUUGGACUUAGAAGCUUGAACCUGAGCAGAAACAAUUUUGCUGGUUUUGUUCCUACCAACCUUGGUAACUCAACGGUUUUGGAAGAACUGGAGCUCUCAAUCAAUGUGUUUAGUGGUCCAAUCCCUGAAGAACUCAUGGUUUACAAAAACCUUAUUUUACUUGAUCUCAGCGGAAAUAAUCUUUCAGGGCCUAUUACAGAAAGGAUAGGGGAGCUUUCGAAGUUGGAGACCCUCCUUUUGUCCUCUAAUUAUCUAGCUGGAGAAAUCCCUGAGAAUCUUUCUACAAUUCAGACUCUGCGGUGGCUCAGUGCAAACCAAAACAAAUUUUCAGGUAAAAUUCCUCGUGGAGUUUCAAGCUAUGUGAAGAUUUUGGACCUGAGUUUCAAUAUGUUAAAUGGGUCAAUUCCGUCAGACUUUUUCUCACCUCCAAAUUUGCAGUCUGUCGAUCUGUCUAACAAUUUACUAGAAGGGACAAUUCCAACGAACAUUUCCCAGAGUAUAAUCCGUCUGCGACUCGGAAGCAACUUACUUAAUGGGACCAUCCCUGCCAUACCCAAUGGAACGUUUAUGAAGUUGACCUAUCUUGAGCUCGAUAGUAACAGAUUAAGCGGGGAGAUACCCCCAGAACUGGGAGGCUGCAAGAGUUUAGCACUAUUGAAUCUCGCCCAAAAUCAGCUGACGGGUCCAUUGCCAAAAGAGUUGGGUAAUCUUUCCCAUCUUCAAGUUUUGAAGCUACAGUCUAACAAGCUGGUUGGAGAAAUUCCUGAUCAACUUUCCCAGUUACGGAACUUGUUGACAUUAAAUAUCAGCCAAAAUUCACUUACUGGUUCAAUCCCAUCAACAAUAUCCAGCUUAACGAAUCUUACAAAUCUCAAUCUGAACAACAACAAGCUCAGUGGUUCGUUACCUGAUUCAAUUGCCAACUUGAAUUCACUGUUAGAACUCCAGUUAGGGGCCAAUGAACUGAGUGGAAAUAUUCCAAAGAUGCCAAGUAGCUUGCAGAUAACACUCAACCUCAGCAGAAACCUCUUUGAAGGAACUAUCCCAGACACUCUCGCUGAACUGUCUAGUUUGGAGGUUUUAGAUCUGUCAAAUAACAAAUUUACUGGUAACAUCCCAGGCUCUCUGACCAGAAUGUUUAGCCUAACAACGCUGUUGCUUUCCAAUAAUCAGCUAUCUGGAAGUGUUCCAAAGUUUCGGCAACAGAACAUGAUUCUCGAGACAGAUGGAAAUAAGGGUCUAAUAUUUGAUACUCCGGCAACCCCAAAACCUACCAAGAAAAGUAAUUCACGGGUGGUGGUAGCUGUUAUUGCAGUUGUCUGUGCAGUACUCGCUGUUGGGGUUAUUGGGGUCAUUUUUGUUCUGGUUUCAAGGCGCUAUCACAGGAUCAAUGAUGAGAUCCCACAACUAGAAGAACAUUUUCCUUUUCCUCGGGUUAUUGACUAUUGUAUGAUUACUGGAAGCAGCAUUCACAGAUCAAAUAUCGACUUCAAUUUAGCCAUGGAAGCAGUUGUUAAUCCAGCCAAUAUCAUACUGAAGAGUAGGUUCUCUACCUACUACAAGGCUGUCAUGCCCAGUGAUACAACUUAUUACAUCAAGAAGCUUAAUUGGAGUGAUAAGAUAUUCCAACUAGGGAGCCAUGAGAAAUUCAGAGAAGAGCUAGAGAUUCUAGGAAGGCUGAACAAUUCAAAUAUCAUGAUUCCUCUAGCCUAUGUCUUGACUGAUGAGAGUGCUUAUCUGUUCUAUGAAUAUGCCCAGAUGGGAACCGUCUUUGAUGUUCUCCAUGGAAAUUUGGGAAGUACUUUGGAUUGGGAAAGCCGUUAUAGUAUUGCUGUUGGUGUAGCUCAGGGUCUGGCAUUUCUCCAUGGUUGCACCAGUGGCCCAAUUUUCCUCCUUGACCUUUCAACCAAAAGUAUCCUACUGAAAUCCCUGAAGGAGCCCCUAGUUGGGGAUAUUGAACUUUGUAAGGUAAUUGAUCCUACAAAGAGCACUGGAAGCCUUUCAACUAUUGCUGGUUCUGUUGGGUUCAUUCCUCCAGAGUAUGCUUACACAAUGAGGGUGACAAUGCCUGGGAACGUCUACAGCUUUGGUGUUGUACUUCUGGAAUUGCUGACUGGUAAACCGGCAGUCACCGAAGGAACUGAGUUGGCUAAGUGGGUAAUGAGUAAUUCAGCACAACGUGAGAAAUGGGAUAAGAUCCUUGAUCCUAGUAUCAGUAAAAUAUCAGUUGGAGUUCGAAAUCAGAUGCUAUCAGUUCUGAAGGUUGCUUUAGGUUGUGUCAGUGUCUCUCCAGAAGCAAGGCCAAAGAUGAAGAAUGUGCUAAAGAUGCUGCUUAAUGCAAGAUAAGCACUCUCAAAGGCAUUUAUAUAAUAUAAAAGUUUGAAGAAGGCUCAUACAUAUUAAAUCCAAUUUGUGGUUGUGUGUGUGUGUGUGUUUUCCUUUCAUGAGAAGAAAUUUGUUAGUUUUGUGCUUAUGUAUCUGUAAGAAUGGAUAAACAAUUUUCUGUUCUAUACAUAAUACAUACACCAAGCUUGGUUUCAGCUGUGAUC